CGCUUUUAUCCAGAGACGCGUCGCUUCAUGCGCUGACAGCGCGGCUCAGCCCGUGGGGCUGGAACCGAGUAGCAUUCGUUGAAUCUGCGGCUUUCAUGACGUUUCCCUACGAGAUCUAUCACUUUGCUCCUAAACGAGGAUUUAUUCCCCCUGCCACUCAAGGCUUUCCCCCAGUUUCCUCGCAGCAGGGCUCCCUCCUCCGUCCCUGCCCACACGCGCACUCCUCUGCCCCGCGGUGGCCCCAGCGCCCAGCCCUCCAGCCAGAGGGAGCCAGUCACCAGACGGCAGCACCUGGCUGGAGAGGUUGGGCGGGCCGAGGGUGGGGAUCCGCGGGAACAGGCGAGCCGGAGCUGGAGCAGGAGCUGGACCAACCGCUAGCAGCAGAAUGGAGUCUCCCGAAAGCCUGCCGGGGCUGAUGUGAAAUUGGACCAUCUGCUUCCAGUUGGUCUGUUUCCUCCUCUUCUUGUAUUUUCUUCCCUUGCCAUCCACGGUGGAGUGAAUUACUGAAUCUUGCUCCGUUCCAAGAGAGGCGAUGAGGAUGGAGUGAACCUACCCUGUCCACCACAAGGAAAAGCACAAAGAAGAAAUGACAAUGGCCAAGUUAACUGAAUCCAUGACUAAUGUCCUGGAGGGGGAUUCCAUGGACCAAGACGUGGAAAGCCCGGUGGCCAUUCACCAGCCAAAGUUGCCUAAGCAGGCCAGGGAUGACCUGCCAAGACACAUCAGCCGAGACAGGACCAAAAGGAAAAUCCAGAGGUACGUGAGGAAGGAUGGGAAGUGUAACGUCCACCACGGCAACGUGCGGGAGACGUACCGAUACCUGACGGACAUCUUCACCACCCUGGUGGACCUAAAGUGGAGAUUCAACCUAUUGAUCUUUGUCAUGGUCUACACAGUGACGUGGCUUUUCUUUGGGAUGAUCUGGUGGCUAAUUGCAUACAUCCGGGGAGAUAUGGACCACAUAGAGGACCCCUCGUGGACUCCCUGUGUUACCAACCUCAACGGGUUUGUCUCCGCUUUUUUAUUCUCAAUAGAGACAGAAACCACCAUUGGUUAUGGCUACAGGGUCAUCACGGACAAGUGCCCAGAAGGAAUUAUUCUCCUCUUAAUCCAGUCCGUGUUGGGGUCCAUUGUCAACGCCUUCAUGGUAGGAUGUAUGUUUGUGAAAAUAUCCCAACCCAAGAAGAGGGCAGAGACCCUGGUCUUUUCCACCCAUGCGGUAAUCUCCAUGCGGGAUGGGAAACUAUGCCUGAUGUUCCGGGUAGGGGACUUGAGGAAUUCCCACAUUGUGGAGGCCUCCAUCAGAGCCAAGUUGAUCAAGUCCAAACAGACUUCAGAGGGGGAGUUCAUUCCCCUCAACCAGACGGAUAUCAACGUAGGGUACUACACCGGGGAUGAUCGACUCUUUCUUGUGUCGCCGCUCAUUAUUAGCCAUGAAAUUAACCAACAGAGUCCCUUCUGGGAGAUCUCCAAAGCCCAGCUGCCUAAAGAGGAACUGGAGAUUGUGGUCAUCCGAGGAAUGGUGGAAGCCACAGGAAUGACGUGCCAAGCUCGAAGCUCCUACAUCACCAGUGAGAUCCUGUGGGGUUACCGGUUCACACCAGUCCUGACACUGGAGGAUGGGUUCUAUGAAGUUGACUACAACAGCUUCCAUGAGACCUAUGAGACCAGCACCCCGUCCCUUAGCGCCAAAGAGCUAGCCGAGCUGGCUAACCGGGCAGAGCUGCCCCUGAGCUGGUCUGUGUCCAGCAAACUGAACCAACAUGCAGAACUGGAGACGGAAGAGGAAGAGAAGAACCCGGAAGAACUGACAGAGAGGAACGGGUGAUGCUGGGCUCCUAGUGUGGACCGAGAAGUAUUUCUUCUAAUCCCAUCCUCUGAAAGACAUUACAGAGAACUGAUAUAUUUUCCUCCCUAACUGCUUGGAAGAAUUCACCCAGAAUGAACCCAUCUGGACCUAGUGCUUUCUGGUUGGGAAGGUCAUCAAUAAUUUACUUAAAGUCGGGGCUGGAGAGAUGAGGCGGCGGUUAAGAUGGCUUAUUGUUCUUACAGACAGCCUGGGUUCAGUUCCCAGUGCACGCACGGUGGCUCACAAUCACCUAGAACUCCAGUUCCAAGGGACCUGGCACCUUCUUCUGGCUUCCAUGGGCUACUGCAUGCGUGGGAUGCACGUAAGCUCACGCAGGCAUCCAGACUCGUGCGCAUAAAUAAAAGUAAACGAAACUUUGAAGUCUC
Molecule: messenger RNA, 2235 nt
Organism: Rattus rattus (black rat)
Lineage: Eukaryota; Metazoa; Chordata; Mammalia; Rodentia; Muridae
Gene: Kcnj6
Product: potassium inwardly rectifying channel subfamily J member 6
Biological process (GO): regulation of monoatomic ion transmembrane transport; potassium ion import across plasma membrane
Cellular component (GO): plasma membrane
Molecular function (GO): G-protein activated inward rectifier potassium channel activity
Source: RefSeq, a predicted model, not a curated record